Rhinolophus ferrumequinum (greater horseshoe bat) is the source of this 1958-nucleotide messenger RNA. RefSeq names its product DDB1 and CUL4 associated factor 4 (gene DCAF4). Gene Ontology annotation, molecular function: protein binding. Lineage: Eukaryota; Metazoa; Chordata; Mammalia; Chiroptera; Rhinolophidae. The transcript has 14 exons. The record is from RefSeq and is a predicted model, not a curated record. Bases 128 to 1609 code for a protein of 493 amino acids. Gene Ontology annotation, cellular component: Cul4-RING E3 ubiquitin ligase complex.
CAAAAACGGACGCAACUAACUGGUGGACACUAUAUCGUGGUCUUUCCGGGUCCUUAUACGUUUUGCCACUACUGCAGACUCUGGGCCCGAGGGAGAGCCUGGAAGGACCCUCUAAUCGAGAGCAGAAAUGCAUAAAGGCAGCUGGAAAAGUAGAAGACGUGGGAGAAGGAACCAGCGGCAGAACUCUUGGUUCAGACAGCACGGUUCUAAUGAGAGGUGUAACACGGGGGCACAGCAGAGCUCACAGGAUUCGGGCCACAGCAGCCAGGAGGCCCCAUCGACGUCAUCCAGCACAGCUGGGAGUUCUGUGCCAGAUCUACCAGGGUAUUACUUUGACCCUGAAAAGAAUCGCUAUUUCCGCUUGCUCCCUGGACAUAACGACUGCAACCCCCUCACGAAGGAGGGCAUCCAGCAGAAGGAAAUGGAGCUCAAAAGACUGCAGCUGCUAGAGGAAGAGGACAAGCAGAAAAAGAAAAUAGCCAGGAUGGGAUUUAAUGCCUCUUCCUUGCUACAAAAAAGCAAGCUGGGUUUUCUCAACAACACCAGUUAUUGCCGUUUAGCCCAUGAGCUUCGAGUGAGCUGCAUGCAGAGGAAAAAGGUCCAAAUUCACAGCUCGGAUCCCUCCGCUUUGGCAAACGACCGAUUUAACCUCAUACUGGCGGAUACCAACAGUGACCGGCUCUUCACAGUGAAUGACGUCAGAGUCGGAGGUUCCAAGUAUGGCAUCAUCAGCCUGCGCGGUCUGACGCUCCCCACACUCAGGGUGCAUAUGCACGAAAACCUCUACUUCACCAACCGGAAGGUGAACUCUGUAUGCUGGGCCUCGCUGAAUCACUUGGAUUCUCACGUUCUACUGUGCCUCCUGGGAAUCGCAGAGACUCCAGGCUGCGCCACCCUGCUCCCGGCGUCACUGUUCGUCAAUAGUCAUCCAGGAGACCGACCUGGCAUGCUCUGCAGCUUCCGGAUCCCUGGGGCCUGGUCCUGUGCAUGGUCCUUGAACGUCCAGGCAAAUAACUCCUUCAGUACAGGCUUGUCUCGGUGGGUCCUGGUGACCAACGUGGUGACAGGACACCGGCUGUCAUUUGGGACCAGCAGUGAUGUCUUGGCCCAGCAGUUUGCUGUCAUGGCUCCUUUGCUGUUUAAUGGCUGUCGGUCCGGGGAGAUCUUUGCCAUUGAUCUGCGUUGUCGGAAUCAGGGCAAGGGCUGGAAGGCCACCCGCCUGUUCCAUGACUCGGCAGUGACGUCUGUGCAAAUCCUCCGAGAAGAGCAAUGCCUGAUGGCAUCUGACAUGGCUGGAACGAUCAAGCUGUGGGACCUGAGGACCGCUAAGUGUAUAAGGCAGUACGAAGGUCACGUGAACGAGUACGCGCACCUGCCCUUGCACGUGCACGAGGAAGAAGGAAUCGUGGUGGCAGUGGGCCAGGACUGCUACACAAGAAUUUGGAGCCUCCACGAUGCCCGCCUGCUUAGAACCAUACCCUCCCCACACCCCACCUCCAGGACCAGCAUCCCCAGUGUCGCCUUCUCCUCUCGCCUCGGAGGUUCCCAGGGAGCAUCCGGGCUGCUCAUGGCCGUCCAGCAGGACCUUUACUGCUUCUCCUACAGCUAAUUCUGCAGGAUGCAUCCUGGAGAGGUGGAUUUGACUUAAGGGAGUAAAGAGUAGCCCUAGUUCUGCCAUAAUUGCUGUUUCCAGUGAGGGCUUUUUAAAUGGAUGCUCUGUGUACAGAUCCCAUCCACCCAGCUGCUGGGGACAAGGUGCUAUGUUUUAUGUGGAGACACUUUAGUAAAGUUAUUUCAGUGAAGUUGUGGGCUCAGAGAGCUUAAAAGUCCUUUUCAGGGCAGCCGGAUGGCUCCACUGGUUAGAGUGUGAGCUCUAAGCAACAGGGUUGCGAGUUUGAUUCCCACAUGCGCCAGUGAGCUGCACCCUCCACAACUAGAUUGAAGACAACGAGCUGCUG